Drosophila obscura is the source of this 1236-nucleotide messenger RNA. RefSeq names its product thioredoxin domain-containing protein 9-like. Gene Ontology annotation, biological process: microtubule cytoskeleton organization. The record is from RefSeq and is a predicted model, not a curated record. The coding region runs from base 95 to 739 and encodes 214 amino acids. Gene Ontology annotation, cellular component: cytoplasm. Lineage: Eukaryota; Metazoa; Arthropoda; Insecta; Diptera; Drosophilidae. The transcript has 2 exons.
AUUUAGUCACAAUACUUUCGGGAGUGUUCAGUGAACAACCAAACGCUUGUGUAAACUUAAAAUAAAUACGGAAUUUUUUUGUUUGCCAGCAGCCAUGGCAAGCCCGUUGGAAAAUAAAUUGGUCAAUGCGGCCAAGACCAUCGAGCAGCAGCUGGACCAGCAGCUGGACCGCUUGGACAGCCUGGACUCCGAUGAUCUGAAGGUGUUGCGCGAGCAGCGCCUACGCGAAAUGAAAGAGCUGAACGCAAAGAAGCAAGAGUGGCUCAAAAACGGCCACGGCACCUACACGGAGCUGGCCAGCGAGAAAGAGUUCUUUGAGGUGUCGAAAAAUUCACCCAAUAUCGUGUGCCACUUCUACAGAGACAGCAACGAGCGCUGUCGCAUUGUGGACAUGCACCUGAAGACUCUGGCCGCCAAGCAUGUGGAGGCCAAGUUCUGCAAGCUGAACGCCGAAAAGUCCCACUUCCUGACGAAACGCCUGCGCAUCGAGGUGAUACCCACAAUUGUCCUGGUGAAGGACAGCAAGACAAGUGACUUUAUUGUCGGAUUCACCGAUCUGGGCAACUGCGACGAUUUCUCCACGGAGAUUCUCGAGUGGCGCAUCGCCCACUCCGGUGCCAUUGACUACAAAGGUGAUCUGUUGCAGCCGCCAGAUGUGAAACACAAGCCGUACAUUAACAAGCCCAAAAAGACAAUACGUGGCGGCGGUUGCGGCUGCGAUUCCGAUGACUCUGACUAACUAACUGCAGCCUCCCAUUCCGCAAGCAGCUCCCAGCAACACACAUACAUCCACACUCACAGUAACAAACGAAACGAAUCAGCGCACACACAGAUCAAUAGCUAGCACAGGCAUCUAAGCUUAGAUUGGGCACACCUUUUAAGAGUUAUUUAUUUAUGGGGCAGUGCCUACUACGCUCUCUUCUCCACGCAUUGCUCCCCCACGUACAGCAUAAUUAUUUGGUUGGCUUUACACCCCGUCUGGGCGGUUUAUUAACUCUAAACUACUAUCCACGAUUUACGCACGGUUAUGCAAACAUUUUGACACUGUUUUCAAAUACACUUUUAAAUAUUUGUACCAUGUGGUUUGUGACAGAAAUUUGCAAGCAUCCUCGAGUGGCGCACUGAGAAGUCUGUGCCCUUGGACGCAAUCCACACAUCCUCCACACAUAAAACGCUCUUAAAUUGUAAAUGUAAAAGAUAUAGAAAAAAUAUAUACAAAAAUGGGCAAAAAAACAA